Messenger RNA from Diabrotica balteata, 3333 nucleotides. NCBI's taxonomy places the organism in Eukaryota, Metazoa, Arthropoda, Insecta, Coleoptera, Chrysomelidae. The record is from the annotation of a GenBank genome assembly.
AUGGAUACGGUUAAAACUAUGGUAAGAAGUGUACUGACUUCUAGUCCAGCAUCAUUAUCAGUUGAUCGGUUAUGUAAAGAAUAUAGGGAUAUUUUAGGUGAAAAUAUUCCUUUUCAGAAAUUAGGUUAUAAUUCAGUGGAACAUUUUUUAAGGGAUAUUCCAGACACUGUACAGUUAGUUGGUAGCGGACGUUUUGCUACAGUCAACUUGGUCUUUUCUGAAAAAUCAGCCCAUAUUGCACAAAUGGUGUCAAAACAAAAGUUAACCAAAAAGAAAAGGCAGCCUUACCAAAGAAGAACAGUAGUAGUUCCACCACAACGUUCAGCGCACAAUGUCGAUAGUAUCAGACCUGUUGAAAGACAGAAAAUGGUAUAUCCACCAAUUAAACCUUUAUUUCCACCUACACAGAAUAUGGCAAAUCCACCAAUUAAACCUUUAUUUCCACCUACACAGAAUAAGGCAAAUCCACCAAUUAAACCUUUAUUUUCACCUACACAGAAUAUGGUAUAUCCACCAACUAAACCGUCACGUACACCUACACAGAAUAAUGUUGGAACAAAUUAUUCUAAUUACAAAAAAACUAUCUAUGGACCUCCUUCACCUUCAACUUCAGGACAUUCAACUGCUGGCACAAGUAGUCCAGAACAGAAUGAAUCACGUGUCAAGCCAUUUGAAUAUAAAAAUAAUUGUGUAAAUACUGAUCUUAUUUCAAAUGUACAAAAUUUGUCAAUUUCAAAAAGCAGUCAAAGUUUAAAUCCGGUGAGAAGAACGAAUAAAAGUUUAUCACAAAAUAAUUUUGGUAGAUUACAACAAUCUCAAAAUGACCAUACAAAUAUCGACAAACAUACUUUAACUAAAAAUGACCUAUUUUCCGUAAAGGACGAAGAAGAUAAUGUGCCUGCUAAUAUAAAAAAUAAUCUAAGGCUAUUAAUACAACAACACCCUGAAGGUAUGUGGUGUACAGAACUUCCUAAUGCUUACAAGAAAAUGUUUAAAACGGAGUUGAAAUUUUUUGAGUUGGGUUUCCGAAAUCUCAUAGAGCUUUGUGUGUAUUUAAAAUCAGUAUUUCAUUGGGUAAGGCCGGGUCAAGGUGAUUUUAAGUUAUAUGACAGAAGUAAACCAUUACCUAACAAUGCAGAAAAAAAUUUCACUGUAGCUAGUUAUACCAAACCAAUAGAAACUAUUAGUAAAACUCAAGUUGACGGUGCUGUACCUCCUCUUGGCUGGGAUGACGUGUUAUGCUUCUUACCGCAAAAUAUAUUAGAACCAGGUGACGAAAUUCCUCGUUAUUUUGUGCCCUCCGAGACAGCGGAAAACGACAUUUUAGAUGUAGUAGUCUGUGAAAUAUGUGAUGCUUCCAAAUUUUGGGUUUAUAUUAAUGAUGGAAAGCUGGAUAAACUUAUGGAUGAUAUGCAAGAUUUCUACCACAAACAUGGAGAUAAAUACAAAGUGCCCAAAGAACUUAUACGAAAAGGUCUAUAUUGUGCAAGUAUAAUUUUUGGGGAGUAUCACCGAGGUUUGGUUACAGAGAUCAUGAAUAAUGGUAAAAACAAAAUAUUUUACAUCGAUUAUGGCACCAUAAGAGUAGACAGUAAUGAGCUAUACUUCCUCCACAAUCGGUUUUCCGAAUUACCGGCUCAGACACUUAGAUGUAGAUUGACUGGCAUCCAUCCCGUAAUCAAAGGAGCAGCGUGGUCUCCAGAAUGUACAAUUGAGUUUAAAUCGUUAACUAAAAAAGGAAAAUUUGUGGCUAAAAUAUCAAGGAUUAAGUGGGAGGAUCAAAUAUUAGAAGUUUUCUUAGCUGAUGUAACGAGCUCACCUGUUUUCUACAUAAAUGAUCGUUUAGUGAAACAUGGUCAUGCUGUAUACGUUGAUCAAGAGCAGCAGACAAUUAAAGUAGAUUCUUUAAGCACACAAAUAGUAUCCAAUUUGCAUUUGUUUCCGACUUUCAUGGAAUUAGAAUAUGGAUUGGCACCUUCCUACGAAAUGGACAAUUUUUAUGAUUUGAACGUUCCUAUAAAAUUUUGUUAUCCCCAAUAUUUUGAUAUGGAUUAUACUAAUGAAGAACGUUCAAAUGAAGAACGUUUCGAAAAUUAUGAAAAUAUGAUAUUGCAAACAAUAAGAACCCAAAAAUUCCAGUUUUCGAGAAAAGAUAUUGCGUAUUUCGAAGACAAAUCAGUUAGUUACGACUUUUUUGGCGCAUUAAGAGACGAAAUCGAAGAAUUUUCCUUAAAAAAUAAUCUGACCAAAGCACGAGAAAAUGAAAAAGAAAGUGAUUCUGCUGAAGAAUUAAAUUAUCAUGGUCAAGAAGAAAUUCAAAAUAAAUUAUAUACAGAGGAACAAGAUUUAAAAAUUAAAGCUUUAAAUGAACUUACGAUAAAUCGACUGCUUUCAGAAGAUAUUCUCAAAGAUAUCACAACGAUACGUACAUAUUCGGAUGCAAGCGCAGAAGAUUUGAUGAAAGAAUUAGACGGUAUGUCAGAAUAUGCAGAAAGCCAUCAGUCUAUCGUUGCAGAAGAGGAGGAUCAAGAUAUAAAUCAUAAGUACUAUGACUACGAAAAAAAUAGUGAACCUUCUGAUUAUCAAAACCAUCAAGAUCGAUUACUUUCAUCAAUCACUAGUACACAAGAUGAUUUAUCUGUUGUUAAUAUUAGUCGACAUAACUCUCAAUAUCCACCAUUUAAAAAUAGAUUUGAUUACUCUGAAGACAAUAUAACGUCGCCCCAGUUACAACCUGAAGGCACGGCAAGUGAAACUUACUUUGAGGAUAAUAUUUCUGCCAAAAUCUGUGAAGGUAGUUAUACAGAAAAACAGAAGUCUACCAAUCCUUUUUGGAAUUCUGACAAGAGUAGCGAGCAUAUUAACAGGCUACAUCCAACAAAUCCCUUUUUAUAUUUUCUCAAGGACGAAGAAGAACAUUCUGAUCAAAGGACGCUUGAUGUGUCUACUUCAGUGUCCUCUAACAAUGAAGUUGAAAUUCAAAGAAGAUUGAAUGCGGUGGUUAGCAGUGCAAAUUCCGUCUUAAUGACUACAAAUAAUCCAAUAAAGACUAAAAAUACAAAUGUUUCUACUGCUUGCCAAACCAAUAGGAACAGUGCUCAAUCAAGUUUAGACGUUAAUGCUAUUCCAUUUUAUCCAGCUUAUAAUUGCACAGUUCCAAUCAAUCCAUUAUGUGGAUAUAACUUCCCUGUGUAUGAUCCCACUGUUUAUUAUAACCCUUAUUAUCAUCGAACGCCAGCUUUUAUGACACCUUCAUUUACGCAGUCGUUCGAAAUACCCACCAGUUUCAACACACCUAGAUGUCCUCCUCCUCCGGGUUUUACACCGAAGUAA